Messenger RNA from Aspergillus thermomutatus, 321 nucleotides. RefSeq lists its product as uncharacterized. The transcript has 3 exons. The record is from RefSeq and is a predicted model, not a curated record. Bases 1 to 321 code for a protein of 106 amino acids. NCBI's taxonomy places the organism in Eukaryota, Fungi, Ascomycota, Eurotiomycetes, Eurotiales, Aspergillaceae.
AUGUGUACGGACCACGGAUGGCGCACGGCCUACUCAUCCAUUGGAUCGCUGAUCCGAUCGACCGCACCUGCACCGGUACUGACCAGCCUGGCCCUGCGUCUGUGCGAUCGAUCAACCAACCAUCGAUCCUGGUGGGCGCACGCGCUAGGUCCUCCAGAUGUGCUAGUAGCCUCGAGGGUCAGUCUGGCCCGCGCCCCGUGCCCGACUGUCAACGGCCAGAGCGAUAUGGGCUUGGCUCGGGGCAAGUCCGUGCCUGUUGCCCAGCGUGGUGUGCUGUGUGCUGUAGUCUGGUGGAGUGUACCUAGUGGCCGCAAGCCGUAG